Rhododendron vialii is the source of this 1218-nucleotide messenger RNA. RefSeq lists its product as uncharacterized. The transcript is spliced from 3 exons. The record is from RefSeq and is a predicted model, not a curated record. NCBI's taxonomy places the organism in Eukaryota, Viridiplantae, Streptophyta, Magnoliopsida, Ericales, Ericaceae. Bases 1 to 1218 code for a protein of 405 amino acids.
AUGAUUCCAUUCAAAAGCACAAAGCAAGACUUGUUGCAAAAGAUGGCAUCGAAGGGAUGGUUUUUGUAUCAACUUGAUGUGAAAUCGGCCUUCUUGAAUGGUGUCUUGGAGGAAGAAGUAUUUGUUGAUCAACCUCAAGGUUUGAUUGUCAAAGGCAAGGAACAAAAGAUAUACAAGUUGAAGAAGGCUUUAUAUGGGCUAAAAUGCAAAAGUGAGCCAACCUUGUACAUUAAGAGGCAAGGUAACACCGGUAUUCUCAUUGUUUCUAUCUAUGUUGAUGAUUUGGUUUUUACCGGUAGCAAUGUGAAAAUGAUUGAGGAUUUUAAAAGAGACAUGAUGAAGAAGUAUGAAAUGAGUGAUUUGGGUCUCUUGCAUUAUUUCUUGGGCAUUGAAAUUUAUCAAAGUAAAGAUGAUAUUUUCAUUUGCCAAAGAAAGUAUGCCAGAACUCUUCUUGAGAAGUUCAAGAUGAGAGAAUGCAAGCCGGUUGCAACUCCCUUGAUUGUGAAUGAGAAAUUGUCAAAAGAAGAUGGAAGCAAAAAGGUGGAUGAAUCUCUUUAUAGAAGCUUGGUUGAAAGCUUGUUGUACUUGACUAUCACAAGGCCGGAUAUCAUGUAUGCUACAAGCAUGUUAUCCCGUUUCAUGCACAAUGCAAGCCAAACUCAUUUUGGAGUGGCUAAGAGGGUCUUGAGAUACUUACAAGGAACACUUGAUUAUGGCAUUUUAUAUGAGAAGAAUGUUGAUACCAAAUUGCUAGGAUUUUGUGAUAGUAAUUGGGCCGGAUGUGUUGAUGAUAUGAAGAACACUUCCGCAUAUGCUUUUUCUCUUGGCUUGGGUGUCUUCUCAUGGGCAUCUAAGAAUCAACAAACCGUGGCGCAAUCUACCGCCGAGGCCGAGUACGUGUCGGCAUCAUUGGCAACCUCUCAAGCAAUAUGGCUAAGGAGGAUUUUGGAAGAUGUUGGUGAAAAGCAAGGAGAAGCUACUCCAAUUUUGUGUGACAACAAAUCCGCAAUUGCAAUGACAAAGAAUCCCGUCUACCAUAGCCGCACCAAACACAUUGCCAUUAAGCAUCACUUCAUUCGAGAGGCCGUGGAAGAUGAAGAGAUUCAACUUGAGUAUUGUGCAACCGAAGACCAAGUGGCGGACAUCUUCACCAAAGCUCUUUCAAAGGAAAAAUUUCAAUAUUUUAGAGAAAUGUUGGAUGUUACAACAAAGCAUUAA